Messenger RNA from Mastomys coucha (southern multimammate mouse), 2130 nucleotides. RefSeq names its product leucine rich repeat containing 1 (gene Lrrc1). The coding region runs from base 238 to 1764 and encodes 508 amino acids. Gene Ontology annotation, biological process: neurotransmitter receptor transport postsynaptic membrane to endosome; neurotransmitter receptor transport, endosome to postsynaptic membrane. Gene Ontology annotation, molecular function: protein binding. The record is from RefSeq and is a predicted model, not a curated record. NCBI's taxonomy places the organism in Eukaryota, Metazoa, Chordata, Mammalia, Rodentia, Muridae. Gene Ontology annotation, cellular component: postsynaptic membrane; postsynaptic density; adherens junction. The transcript has 15 exons.
GGGCGGUGGGAGGGGACGCUCGGAGUGUGGCGAAGGCGCGGGACACGGCGAGGGUUCCCGCGGCUUCCUCAGAACCUUCGGGACCGUGGAGCCCUUGCGAGGCGCGAGCGAGCUUGGGGCUAGCAACGAGCGCGGAGCGGGUGGCGGGCGGGGAGCAGCGGGGCGGCCGGGCGGAGCGGGCUCCGAGCCCCGGGCUCCGAGGCUCGGCGGGACACGGCUCUGGUGGUGGAGGCGGCGAUGUUCCACUGCAUUCCCCUGUGGCGGUGCAACCGUCAUGUGGAGGCCAUCGACAAGCGCCACUGCUCGCUGGUCUACGUCCCCGAGGAGAUCUACCGCUAUGCUCGCAGUCUGGAGGAGCUGCUGCUGGACGCCAACCAGCUCCGGGAGCUCCCCGAGCAAUUUUUCCAGCUAGUCAAAUUACGAAAGCUUGGACUCAGUGAUAAUGAAAUUCAGCGGCUCCCUCCAGAAAUAGCAAACUUCAUGCAGCUGGUGGAACUCGACGUGUCUCGGAAUGAUAUCCCUGAAAUCCCGGAAAGCAUCUCCUUCUGCAAAGCGCUGCAGGUGGCCGACUUCAGCGGAAACCCGCUCACCAGGUUGCCUGAGAGCUUUCCUGAACUACAGAACUUAACAUGUCUUUCUGUAAAUGACAUCUCGCUGCAGUCUCUGCCAGAGAAUAUUGGAAAUCUCUAUAACCUGGCCUCACUGGAACUGAGAGAGAAUCUUCUUACAUAUCUUCCUGACUCUCUUACCCAACUAAGGAGACUAGAAGAACUUGAUUUAGGAAACAAUGAAAUCUAUAAUUUGCCAGAAUCAAUUGGGGCGCUCCUACAUCUGAAGGAUCUCUGGUUGGAUGGAAAUCAACUGUCUGAAUUACCUCAGGAAAUAGGGAAUCUGAAGAACCUGCUCUGCUUAGACGUCUCUGAGAACAGGCUAGAAAGACUUCCUGAAGAAAUCAGCGGCCUGACUUCUUUGACAGACUUAGUCGUUUCCCAGAACUUGCUCGAAACAAUUCCUGAAGGCAUUGGCAAACUAAAGAAGCUGUCGAUCUUGAAGUUGGAUCAAAACAGACUCACACAGUUGCCUGAAGCAAUUGGGGAUUGUGAAAAUCUCACAGAAUUAGUUCUUACAGAAAACCGGCUCCUGACUUUACCUAAGAGCAUUGGAAAACUUAAGAAGUUGAGCAACUUGAAUGCAGACAGGAAUAAAUUAGUGUCAUUACCAAAAGAGAUUGGCGGGUGCUGCAGCCUCACCAUGUUCUGCAUCCGGGACAACAGACUAACUCGACUACCUGCAGAGGUGUCACAGGCCAUGGAACUUCAUGUCCUCGAUGUGGCGGGGAACAGGUUGCAUCAUCUGCCCUUAUCGCUGACCACCCUGAAGUUAAAGGCCCUGUGGUUAUCCGACAACCAGUCGCAGCCUCUCCUCACGUUCCAGACGGACAUAGACCGCACCACUGGGGAGAAGAUUUUAACGUGUGUCUUACUUCCUCAGAUACCUUCCGAACCUAUCUGCCAAGAGAGCCUGCCGCGUUGUGGUGCCUUGGAGAGCCUGGUAACUGAUGUCUCUGAGGAAGCCUGGAAUGACCGCUCAGUCCACAGAGUUAGUGCCAUCCGGUUUUUGGAAGAUGAGAAGGAUGAAGAUGAAAACGAAACGGGUCCCUCACGGAAACCUCAACUUGCUCCAGGGAAAGUAAGAAAUGCCAGGGCUACCUGGAGGAGGUGGACCACCAGAGGAAAGUACUCCCUCAAAACUAGGCUCAUCUGAUUGUGCCAAUGACUCAACGUCAAAGGAUGCCCCCCUCCAGUCAGUGAAGCAUGUACUAACCGUGAGUUAGCCCCAUGUCAGAUGUGGAUAGCUGCUUGUGGACUGCUGUUGUAUUUAAGCAAUAUUUUAGCACCAUUUCUGUCUGUAACCCUUUACAUUGGUCAGAGUAAGUAAAUGUAAAGAGAUGUACUUUUAUUUUGUUUUGUUUUACUUUUGAGACAGGGUCUUGGUAUAUUUUAGCCCAGGCUGAUCUGCAACUCAAGAUCCUCCUGCUGCAGCCUCCCAAGGCCUGGGAUUUCAUGUGUGUUUUGGUAAAGUUUGUACUAUCUUGAUAAUAAAGUUACUUUCUUCUCUUGCUAUAACUGA